Messenger RNA from Carassius auratus (goldfish), 1753 nucleotides. RefSeq lists its product as uncharacterized. Gene Ontology annotation, cellular component: nucleus. Gene Ontology annotation, molecular function: DNA binding; transcription corepressor activity. The transcript is spliced from 7 exons. Gene Ontology annotation, biological process: positive regulation of neuron differentiation; negative regulation of Notch signaling pathway. The record is from RefSeq and is a predicted model, not a curated record. Bases 357 to 1322 code for a protein of 321 amino acids. NCBI's taxonomy places the organism in Eukaryota, Metazoa, Chordata, Actinopteri, Cypriniformes, Cyprinidae.
UGGUUUGCAGAGGAUUUCCUGUUGUUGUGAAGAUCCGCCGUUAGAUUUGCAUCUAGACGGGACUCGAGCUCGUGCCACGUUCACGUUACGCUACGGUGCGUUAGCCUCAAAUGUGUUCCCUAUCAUUCCUCGGUGAAGUGCUGUCCCCGCUUGGAUUCACUCGAGUAUUUGACCUGAAGUAGAAUAAUCGAAAGGAACAUAACGUUAGUUGUCAGCAUCUGUAGUAGAUCUGCAGCGUCUAAAUCUCAGAAAGAGAGAAGGGUAACGUUAGUGUUAUUUCAGUCUAAUACGGUGCAACUGCAUUAUGCAGAGUGGAGCCUUUUUUUCUCGCUCGCAAAUAAAAUAAUGGGAGAGAAAUGAGAAGGAAAACAAAAGCACAGCGAAUUCUUGACUACGAAAAUGAAGAGGACGAGGAAGAAGAGGAACAAAAAGCGGACUGCUUCAGCAACGGUGCACAGAAACGAAGAAAAAUGUUUUCCACCAAAGAAAAAGCAGAAGAAAAUAGCUCAUCCACCGCCAGGCUUCAGAAGUUAACGUUAGACAUGAAGGUUAAUGAGCUGGAUUGUUCUUCCGCAGACCUCUAUGCUGACAGUCCUCCUGCUUCUGAGUCUGAGGAGGCUCAUUUUUUACAGUCCUAUUCAAAGAAGGAGCUCAUUGCCAUAGUCUUAUGCAUGCAGAGGGAAAUGGAUGACUUGAAGGAACAACUUAGGUGCCUAACAGCAUGUGGAAAGCUAGGAAGAAACCUGGAAAUACUAAUCGAGAAGACCAAGAUGUGGUCAAAUGGGAACAACGGUACCUCUCUCGGGACUCAAGGCAUGGUACAGGCACCUGCCGAGGUGGAUGCUGUGAUUCCAGAUGUAUGUUCUCCUCCAGCUAUUAUGAAUGGGCAAUGGCUGAAUCAGGGUCCAGGACCACAGAAACCUCACAAGGCCACUCAGAAUGCUCUGAGGGAUGGGCUCUUCACAGAGUUUAUCACUCCUGAACUUUUGGAGAGUUGUAACACAGGCACCACUGCCCAAAAACUGACCAAUGACCUUCUCCGUGGACUCUACGAGAGGGAAUGCCUGGCUUCCCACUCCAUAUCUGGAGUUGUGUACAAUAAAAGAGGCCAGCCAAAGCCUGCUCUGCCUACCGAAGAGGUCGAGGCAAUCCUGAGAACCGUUCACUAUUUCUUUCCUGGCAAGACUGAUGUAGAGAUCAAGGGCUACAUCCGACAGAAACUGCAAAACGAAGCCAAGAGACUGAGGAAGAAACCAUCACUCUCAGGCCAAUACGAGGCUAGUGGUCUCAAUGUACCAUUAGAUAUGAUCGACCAAAAUUGAAACAUAUGGUUGGUUAGGGGAUAUCAAUUGUAUGUUCUCCAUGAAGUUAGCCUUAUUCGGUGUUACUUACAUUUAAGAAUCGUGGACUCAAGUGAAGUUGAUGUGCAUUGACAAUAGUCUUUAAAGAAAGUCACAAUGAUCUCUUGCGGCAACUGUUUGGCUGUUGGCGGUUGUGACGUUACAUAUGUGAAAAUGCAAAUGAGCGGUUCCAGAUAAGUCCAAGGCCCCGUCCACACGGAGAUGCGUUUCUGUGAAUAUGCACACAUUUUUUAUCGGAUCGGCAUUUCGUCCACACUGAUCCGGCGUUUUCGCAAGGUGAAACCGCUAUUUUUUGAAACCGGGUCCCAAAGUGGAUAAAUUUGAAAACGCCGUCUUUGCGUUUUUGUCUGGACAGCUAAUCCGUAUAUUUUCUGAAACGAUGACGUCAUCAG